AUUAUUGUCAGAUUGGCCGAUCUGGGUUUGGCGCGUCUAUGUGAACAUACGGAAGUGUGAAUGAUAUGAAUGCCCUAUUGAUGUGAUGACAGUCUUCAGAAAAUAAUUUGAUACAGAACGAUGUGGUUAUCACCCCUGCUUGGCCAUGGAGAAGAAGAAUGGGCGCCCAAAAUCCAAUGACAUCACAAAGUACUUCAGUAUAACCCCACAACCUCUUGGGAGGAAGAGACUAAUUUCUGAGCAGGUGAAAGAGAAACCUAAGAUGGCGCCUUGUCAUAUUGGGGGGUCUUAUGAUGAGGUGCCUCUCUCCGUGUCAAGGUCAACCAGUAGGCUGCACAGACUCAAGCAGAACAGAUACCCCAAAGCAAGAACAAGCCUCGUCAAGGAUAGCCCCUGCUCAGACCCUCCUAAUAAUGUUAUAGUGAUUUCAGAGUCAAGCUGCUCCAGUGCUGACACAGCAUUCAGGAGCAGGGCAGUGAUGGGGUCUGUGGACCUGGCUCAAGUCACUGGCCAAUGCCAUGGAGCAGGAGUUGGACUUACAUCUGGCCAGAAUGAAAUACCAUGUACCCUCACAAUUCAAGCAGCGGUGCAGUCUGCCUCUGGGACAGCCAGGGUCUCGGAUGAGAAGGUGGCAUCCAUUUUCACCAGGAAACACUCACAGAGACAGAUUUUGAAUUGGUGGUCCAGCUCAACACUUAAACGCAGCCAGACUGAGAGGAAGGGGUCAAUUACUUCUGGCUGGAGAGAUACGUUGUCAGGGUCUGUCUGCAAGGGGUCUCUUGAAGAGGUCAAAGUGUCUAACCCACUGUUCUCAGUCAGAAGAGUCUUCACUAUGCUGCUGAAGAAAUACAAAGAGAAUUUACUGGAGUCGGAAAGUCCAGAGACAGAGAUAGGCGCUACAUCUCCUCCUAGCUCUGUAGGAGAGAAGAGGAAACAUCAGAAUGAGAGGGAGGACCCUGAAACUGUACGCAAGCGCCAAAGGUCUAGCCUGGGGUUAGAGGAGACCAGCUUUACUGGGUAUAGUCCCUCUUUAGAACGCCAAGUCAGGGGGUCUCUUAUCCCCUCUUCCAGGGGUCAGCCUAGAAGAAGCAGGCUGAGCCGAACACAAAGACUCAGGCAGCAACAGCACGAGAGUCAAGGUCUGGGGAUAGGUCAUGAACUGACCCCUAACCCACCAAAAUCUCCUCAGAAGGUCUAUCCUGCCCAACCACAGAGAUGCCAAAGGAGAGUUCACAACAUUGAGGAUUUGCUGUGGACAGAGAAGUACCGCCCUCAGCACUCCAGUGAGGUAAUAGGCAACCCUACCUCUGUAAAGAAGCUACACAGUUGGUUAAAGAAAUGGAAACUGAGAGCUGACUCUGAAGAGAAGAGAAAAGAGCGGGAAAGGAAGCUAGAAGAAAACGCCAACAGCAAUGACUCGUGGGACUGUGGUGACUUCCAGGGAGAGGCUGGAGUGGAGGAGAACGGGGAGGAAGAUCUGUGUAGCACCAUGCUGAUCACAGGACCUCCAGGAGUGGGCAAGACAGCCUCAGUAUACGCCUGCGCUCAGGAGCUGGGCUUCAAGUUUGUGGAUAAUCAGAUAAGAUGGGUAAAGCAGAGAACCAGGAGAGGCCUGCACAUGUUCAUUCAGUCAUAUGAUUCACAGAAACAGGUGUUCGAAGUGAACGCUUCCUCCCAGCGCAGUGGUCGCGACGUCCUGACUCAACUGAAAGAGGCCACCCAAUCUCACCUGGUGGAGAUCCAGGGAAGCACCACCCUCGAAUCAUCUCAUCUCAGGAGCUACAACACCUCAACUAAAUCUGACACAGUAGCUGGUCAGCACACCCCGCAACUGAAAAGUAAAGUGGCCUCUCCCAGAAAGAUUUUCUCAUCCUCUAGGAAGGGGCCUCAGCCCCCUUGUAGCUCUCGCCAUAAGAUGGGUGGCAGUGCAGCCUCCAUGAUGCUGGCAAAUUUCUUCAAGAAGAAGAGUAAACCAGAGAUCAUAGACAGCCCUUCAUUAUCUACAAAACAGGAUGAACCCAACAUCUUUGUCUCUCUCAAGACCGUGACCGUGAAGAAGGCAGAUAUUAUUAACCCUAGGUUAGUCAGUCAACUGUCGCCAGACAUUGAAGAACCACCAACAGGUAGACAGAGUAAAAGGAUGUCCACAUCACUCAUUCUAUUUGAAGAGGUUGAUGUCAUAUUCGAUGAUGAUGUGGGAUUCCUCACAGCAAUCAAGACCUUCAUGACGACAACCAAGAGACCUGUGAUACUGACCACUAGUGAUCCCUCCUUCAGUGCAAAAUUUGACGGCGACUUUAAAGCGAUCCUUUUUAAAACACCUUCAGUGGUGAAUGUUUGCAGUUACCUGCAGCUGCUGUGUCUGGCUGAGAACGUAAGGACGGAUCCUGGGGACAUCACCUCUCUGGUGAGCGUGAACCAGGGAGACAUCAGACGUAGCCUACUGCAGCUGCAGCUCUGGAUCUGCAGUGGAGGAGGACAAGUAUCUCAGAGGGCAACCCCACUGAAGGACCCUGCAGGUGGUGUGUAUGGAACUCUGGGUGUUGCUGAAGUGGAAGACAGUGCAGUGGGUGAAAAGACUUCUCCCCGCCAUCCUCCCUGUGAUGUGGGCUGCACUCAGAGCAUGCUGGGGCUCCUGAACUCUGACCACAGCCAUGAUCUGCAGACCACUCUAAAGUGCCAAUCCUGGGCUAAACCAGACAUUGUCAAGCUGAUGGAGAUCCUUACUGAGAGCUGGAGGAGAGGUGUAGCUCUGCUCUACUCAAACCUGGAGGUCCUCCUUCCCCUACCAGUCAGGACCCAGCCCAGUCCUCUCCUCGCCGCAAAGAAAGUGACUCGCCCUAGGCUUCAGAGUGAGCCAACACCCCCUGACAUCCACCCCCACCCUCAGGUCCCACUGAUCCUGGAUCAGACCAGUCCAGUUAAGGUGUCCUCUGGCUCCAGGCUGAGGAGAAAGAAAUGUGUGCCAACAUCUGAUUCCAGAUCAGCUCACAGCAUGUUAGUAAAGCCUUACAGAGCCUCACUGUCACUGAGGAGUACUCAUCCAAGUGCAUCAAAUAUUACUGAGACUGUUAAUGACAAACUUCUAACUGAGAAGAAGGCAGAUGGGUUGGUGUACCACUGCUUAGGUGCAAUAACUGACUUUAUGGACCUCAUGUCCUUCAUUGAUAUCUCUCUACCGAGUGAGUGUCCACAUAAGGCAGGUCCAUGCAGGCCAGGGGCUUUUCUCUGGACAGGGGCAGAGAUUAAGGAUGGACUGCUAGAUGAGAUGAGAGAGGAGGAUCAGGGCUCCUGGAGGUGGGGUUGUGAGAGGACAUUGGAGAUCAAGGCUGCAGUAGAGGGCAUGGGCUUCCAGAGGUGCCUGGCCAGGGUGUCAGGGGUCUGGACUGGAUCCCAGAGGCUGGAGGGGGAGCAGAGGGGGAGGGUGAUGGAGAAACUCACCCUCCCUGUCGCCCCACACAGACAGGGUUUCAGGGUCAGUCAGACCACUUCCUGUGAUCCUAGCAUGGUCCAAAGGAGAUAUGACAUCAUCAGAACCGUCCUCUCAAGCAGAGCUUUCUGCACCUUGGGAAGCAAGCAGGCUGUUGCCGUGGACUACCUGCCUGUCCUCCGCACCAUCUGCCAAUCAGAGAGAACUCAGGAACAGGGCCAAGGCAGGUUUCUGCAUUACCUCAGCAGUACUCACCUGGGCCUCCCUAAGGCCACUGUGAGACUCCUUGCAGAUGAUUUCCCAUAACAAUGACCAUUGAAGUCAGCAAGACUACACAAACAGAUCUGAAACUACUAGGCAACAUUUCUGGCUCUCUACACUGCAUAACAGGGAGGUUAAUGCUAUCAUCUCCCUAUGUUAAUGACUUAUGAUUUAGUGAAUGUAGCCCAUGUGUCUUCAUAAUAAUAAUAAUAAUAUGCCAUUUAGCAGACGCUUUUAUCCAAAGCGACUUAGUCAUGCGUGCAUACAU
This is a messenger RNA of Coregonus clupeaformis (lake whitefish), 3959 nucleotides long. Its product is annotated as ATPase family AAA domain-containing protein 5. Lineage: Eukaryota; Metazoa; Chordata; Actinopteri; Salmoniformes; Salmonidae. Gene Ontology annotation, molecular function: ATP hydrolysis activity; DNA binding; DNA clamp unloader activity. Gene Ontology annotation, cellular component: nucleus. The transcript is spliced from 17 exons. The record is from RefSeq and is a predicted model, not a curated record. Bases 146 to 3736 code for a protein of 1196 amino acids.